GUUAAACGUUGAAAACUUAAAAUAAAACCACGGGGGAAAAUCGAUUUAAAGCAAAUAUUCAGAGACAAAGAGCAGAUAAAUGAGAACUUUAAGUGGAAAAAAUUUAAUUUAAAUAAUUUAAAAGGAAAAAAGUUUAAACCGAAAAUAAUUAAAACAAAUUACAUCGAAAUUUCGAAAGUCUGUAAAACCAAUCUACCAGAAAUCAUUUACAUAACAACUUCUUCAAAAUGAGUCAAUUUGGAGGAGGUGCAAAUCCCUUUGGGGCACCCUCUGGGAUGGGUGGCAGUAAUCCCUAUGAACAGCAACAACAGUCCAGUUAUGGUUAUGAUCAAACAGCUACCGGUUAUGGACAAGAUACAGGCUAUGGUCAAGAUGCAGGUUAUGGACAGAGUACGAUUGGUGGAAUACCGGGACAACAGCCACCCUUUGUAGCUAGACCACGUGUUGACGUAGAUGCUGAGGGAGAAGUUGAUCCAACACUUUAUCCAGAACCCAAAGAGGGUACUCACAAAAUCCGUGGCCAUUCGGAUAUUAUUGAAAUGUUAUUCGGACCCACCGAAUAUGAACUAAUACCCGUUAAGGGUUUUUAUUUUUUCUUUUACGCCGCCUUCGGUUCCCUCUUCCCUCUGAUGGGUGUCUAUUUCAAACAGAUGGGCAUGAAUCCCGGUCAAUGUGGUAUACUCAUAGGCAUGCGGCCAUUUGUGGAAUUCUUAUCAGCACCAUUUUGGGGUUCCUAUGCUGAUAGAUGUCGCCGUGGCAAGGUUUUAUUGUUGGGCUCUUUAGCUUGUUGGGUUUUGUUUACCAUACCUUUGAGUUUCAUUAAACCGGAACCAGUGAAAUGUCUUGAACGUAAUCAAACAGAUUUCGUUUUAACCUAUACACGUACUAAACGUGAUUUGUCUGCAUUUAAUUCGGCUAAUUUGAAAGAUGAUAGUGCUGAAUUUUUGGAUAAUCAUGCUGCCCUACUUGCUACAAAUACCAUGCCUGCUAGUGAAGCCGCUGAAGAGUCUCAUAGAAGACGCAAACGCUCCCUGAUACCUCAUAUUGAUGCUGGAAUUUCUCCAAUACACAUUAAUUUCGUAAGCAAUUACGAUGAGAAACAACAUAGUGACUAUGUUACGCCCAUAUUUUCCAGUAUGGUCUAUCGAACACCGGACAUACAAAAAGCUUUCUUUCUGCUUUUAUUAGUUAUUUUAAUUGGUGAAUUCUUCAGUGCGCCUGCCGUUACUCUAGCCGAUUCGGCAGUGAUAACCCUCUUAGGAGAUGAUGCCGAUAAAUAUGGACAUCAACGUAUGUUCGGCUCUUUGGGUUGGGGUAUUUCUAUGUUUGUAGUGGGUAUUGUUUUGGAUCAUUCCACCUCAUUUUCACAUCAUCCCUGUGGUGCUGGCCAUAUGGAAAAGAAUUAUAAUGUAUGUUUUGCCAUAUUCACCGUACUCAUGACGGGUGCUAUUAUUUGCGCCUCGAAAAUUACCUUCAAAUAUGAACCAAUUGAAUUGGAAACACAAACCGCACAAGAUGUCAUCGAUCCCAAUAAGAAAGCUGAAGAAGAAUCUAUGAAUCAAUUGGCGGCCCAAUUAAAUUUACCUUCAUUGGCUGUGGGAGCUGGUACAGCAGGUCCUACUACUGCCAGUGGUGGUUUCUUAGGAGGUGGUACUGGUGGCCCUAAACCUCAUAUUGGUGCCGAAUCGAAAUUGUUUGCUCAAACUACUAAAGAAUUGCCCGAAUGGAUGACCGUGUUCACCUACUUUAAGGAUAUUAAAACAGCUUCUUUCCUCUUUGUAGCCUGGUAUAUGGGCUUUGGUAUUGGUUUGAUAUUUACAUUCUUGUUCUGGCAUUUACAAGAUUUCGGCGGUACUCCCACCUUAUUCGGUGUAGCCUCGGUUAUUAAUCAUGUUUCGGAAAUAUUCGCCUAUUUCUUUAGUUUCCGUUUAAUCACCCAGAUUGGCCACGUUAAGGUCUUGUGUUUGGGUUUAAUAGGCAAUGUUUUACGUUUCCUGUAUAUAUCCUAUAUAAGCAAUCCCUGGAUGGUAUUGCCCUUCGAAUUGAUGCAGGGUAUCACCCAUGCUGCUGUCUGGGCAGCCUCUUGUUCGUAUAUAGCUCACAAUACACCCAAGCACUUGAGAGCUUCGGCCCAGGGUGUUUUACAGGGUAUACAUCAUGGUUUGGGUCGCGGCUGUGGUGCCAUUAUUGGUGGUAUGUUUGUGACAUACUACGGCACUACGAAUACCUUCCGUUGGUAUGGCAUCUGUUGUCUGUUUGUCUUGGGCCUAUUUAUAUUUGUCAACUUUUAUCGCAAAGAACAAGGUUUUAUUUCGGAUAUACCCGUUACAGAGGAUCCUCAUCAGGUGGCUGAGGAAACUUCACAUUUGGCUCCUCAUGGUGUUCCCAGCAAUCCUAUACCUCGCGCCCUAUCCAAUACCCGUCUCAAUGAAAUGAAUCCUAAUGGAGGUACUGGUAAUACCUAUGGCACUUAUCAGACCAGUGGUGGUAAUUUAGAUAUACCCGGUGGCAGUAAUCCAUUUGGUAGCCAAUAAGUUUAUUAAACAGGUACAUUUUAAGUUCAUCGUUCGUUUUUCGUAUGAUAUGUUUUUUAUCAGAUGACUUUGUUUGAAAAAAAAAUUUAACCCCAGCAUUUAACAGUUUUUUGAAAGAAUUUUUGGGUUCCUCAUAAGCUUAUAGUUUGGACUCCCGUAUUAAAUAAAGUUCAGACUUUAGAUUAGUCUAAAGACUAUAAUCUUUUUUCCCUUUAGAUAAGACUAUAACUUUAACAUUAUAAUAUGGUCUUGACUAUAUCUCACACUAUAGUCUUGACUAUAGAUUAGUUUAUUGUUUCGACUAUAUAUUAGUUUAUAGUUUUGACUAUAUAUAUAGUCUCUACCAAAGAAUAGUUAAGAGUCGUAACUAUUUUCUGGCCUUGACUAUAGAUUAGUCUCGACUAUAGAUCAGUUUAUAGCCUUGACUAUAGAUCACACUAUAGUUUUGACUACAGAUCUCAUUAUGGUCUUAAAUAUCGAUCACACUAUAGGUUUGACUAUAUCUCACAUUAUAGUCUUGACUAUAGCCCACAUUAUAGUCUUGAUUACAGAUUAGUUAACAGUCUUGUCUAAAGAUCAGUCUAUAGCCUAGAGUAUAAAUUAGUCUUUUGUCUUGACUGUAAAUCACUCUUGACUAUAGAUCAGUCUAUAGUCUUAAUUAUAGAUCAGUCUAUAGUCUUGACUAUAGAUCAGUCUAUAGUCUUAACUAUAGAUCAGUCUAUAGUCUUGCCUAUAGAUCAGUCUACAGC
Messenger RNA from Lucilia cuprina (Australian sheep blowfly), 3283 nucleotides. It is a transcript of the gene jef, whose product is annotated as major facilitator superfamily domain-containing protein 6. Bases 228 to 2534 code for a protein of 768 amino acids. Gene Ontology annotation, cellular component: membrane. The transcript is spliced from 7 exons. The record is from RefSeq and is a predicted model, not a curated record. NCBI's taxonomy places the organism in Eukaryota, Metazoa, Arthropoda, Insecta, Diptera, Calliphoridae.